AUGCUGGGAAUUGGACGAUGUACUUUUGUAAAAACAAACGAACGGCUUGACAAGGACAAAGCUACUGAAAUAUCAGAUGGUACGAAAGAGAACAUCAAACGGUGGAACAAAGCCGACGUGUUGCUGUACGAACACUUUAACCAAACUCUUUGGCAAAGAAUCGAAAGGGAAGGAAAAGACUUUUACGACGAUCUUACGAACUUUCGUCGAAUGAAACAGGAACUUAAAAGUAAAUGUUUUGAAGACAAGCCAAGUAAGCAGUUAAUGUAUGGCAACAAGUAUGCGAAAGGUUUCACUUUAAGGUCGGAUUUGUCUUCUGAUCUAAAACAAAAAUGUGAAAGUAUGACAAGAACUGAAAAUAACUAUCUGGCAUAUUUAAGGAAGAAGCGAGUAGCAAAAAUUAGUCGGUAUUCAUCGCGCAACACCAAAUGA
Messenger RNA from Pocillopora meandrina, 432 nucleotides. NCBI's taxonomy places the organism in Eukaryota, Metazoa, Cnidaria, Anthozoa, Scleractinia, Pocilloporidae. The record is from the annotation of a GenBank genome assembly.